Molecule: messenger RNA, 1673 nt
Organism: Protopterus annectens (West African lungfish)
Lineage: Eukaryota; Metazoa; Chordata; Ceratodontiformes; Protopteridae
Product: presenilin-2-like
Biological process (GO): membrane protein ectodomain proteolysis; calcium ion transport; amyloid-beta metabolic process
Cellular component (GO): perinuclear region of cytoplasm; nucleus; neuromuscular junction
Molecular function (GO): aspartic endopeptidase activity, intramembrane cleaving
Source: RefSeq, a predicted model, not a curated record
AUUUGAUGGCUGUACUGUGUCCAAAGGGUCCACUGAGGAUGCUUGUGGAAACUGCCCAGGAGAGAAAUGAACCCAUAUUUCCUGCAUUAAUAUACUCUUCUGCUAUGGUUUGGAUAGUCGGCAUGGCGAAGCUUGACCCUGAAAGGGAGCCAUUACAAAAGCCAAUAAAUGCUGAUGAAGAAAUGGAGGAGAAUGAUGAUGAUGCUAACCCAGGUGACAGUGACACACAUGACCCUGUUCCAGAAAACAGUGACAGAGGCAGCAACCAAGAGGUCCACAUUCAUACAACCAGUGAAAUAAGGCAUUCUGUGGAGCAAGUGGUAGAAGAAAGAGGCAUCAAGCUUGGUCUGGGAGACUUUAUAUUCUACAGUGUCCUUGUUGGGAAAGCAGCUGCAACAGCUAGUGGAGACUGGAAUACCACACUUGCCUGUUUUGUUGCCAUCUUAAUUGGUUUAUGUCUCACACUUCUGCUUCUGGCAGUGUUCAAGAAAGCAUUGCCAGCCCUUCCCAUCUCUAUCACAUUUGGACUGAUUUUCUACUUUUCAACAGAUAAUUUAGUGCGACCCUUUAUGGACACCCUUGCAGCACAUCAACUGUAUAUUUAGACUUCAAGGACUACUGGUGGUUUGCUUCCUUCUGUUCAUUGGUUCUAAGUAAUGAUCUGCAAAACGAAGAAGAAAACAGAGAUUAAAAUGAAGAUGAAGUAUGAAACUCAGGUGUACGUGCUGUCGGUUGUACAUGUAUGCUAAAAUGUGAAAAAUCUAAAUACAAAAUCGAAAGUAAUGCUGGCAGAUAGUAUGUAUAAUUUACAGUAUAUGUCAGUGUUGUAUUUUAUCAGGUAUACAAUUUUAGAUCUCUGCUGUUUUUGGAUUGACAAAACAAAAAGUUUAUGUUGUACUGCACUAGAAUGGACAAUGAGUCAUGAAGUAUCAGUGAAGUGUGUGUAGGGGUCAGUGACAGUAGCAGAGCCUGUCAUUAUAAGUACACUGGAGCAGUAUAAAAGUAACAAUUGCUAUUGUGCCUGACUUAUGUAAAUACUAGUAAUUUACAUUUUCAUUCUUUUGCAUUUUGCCUUGUGUUAUCUUCAAUUACAUAAAGACUGUAUGGUGGUAUAGUCAAAUGUCUAUACACUUUUGUUUGGUUAUGGUACUAAAGAAGGUACAUGUAUAUAUAUUUGUAAAGCUGUGCCCAUUUGUUUCAUAAAAUAUUACCUACAAAGUAUGCAUCUUCUGCUGUUAUCAUCAUUAGUGCAAGACCUGAGUUUCACAGUGUGUACUAAAGUUCAAGCCCAGCAAGGUACACAUGCUGUACUACCACAUGAAUGUUGUUUCUUUUAUAUUCGACUUCUGCAGCAUUAUAAGCUUAAACAUGCAAAGCUUACAAUCACUUCACAUAAAAUAUUUAUUUUCACAGUUCUCUGAUUGUAUGUUCCUCAAAUGGAUACUAUUUUUUAUAAAAACAAAACAAAGAGCUGUUGUAUUUGUUCCCAGUGCAGGCUAGUCAUUUGAAAAACUUGAAAACACUUUUAAUGUGUAGAGUUUUAAAUCAUUAUGUAAAAUUUAUCAAAAAAAUGCAUUACAUUAGUGUGUUGCUGUCAUAGCAGCUCGUGGGGACAGCAGUGCUUGUUCUGAUAUGCAAACAGUUGUAAUCAUAUUAAAAUGUUUAAUUUUUCA